AUGUCGAUGGUCUAUCUCUUCUCAAUAGUUCUCAUCCUUUUUGCAAGUGAGUGAACACCUAGACAACACCCUGAAAUAACUCUCAAUUCCAGAAUCCAUCCAAAGUUGUCGCGUCGAAGAGUGCGCUCUAUGGUUCCAGGAGACCAAGGACUACGAGAAUCUGACGCCGACGGCUUCGGAGCGCUACUGCCAAGUGCUGCACACCUACUUGAAAUGCAUGAACGACACGAUGCGCUUUUGCCACGGCAAUUUGCGAUUCCAUUCGUCGGAGUUGGUGAUGAGAAGGCACUGGAGAGAGUUCGAGUGCUCCAAAUGGGAAUCUUGUAACGAUAGCAAUUCUGACAAAAAACCGGUUAAUACGUGAGCGGCUCUCCAAAAUUUUGCUAGAAAUAAUACAAUUCGUUCAGCUGCUACUUCAACCCGACACCAAGCAGUCGGAAGAUCAAAUAUUGCUCGUUAUUUGGUGAUCCUCACAUCAUAAUGUUCAAUGGGACCGUACAAACGUGCUCGGAAGAAGGAGCCCGGCCACUGGUGGAUAACAGAUACUUUCUGGUGCAAGUGACAAAUAGAAAUGUGCGAGGAGAAGCCCUCACGACAACAGUCACAAAGAUAACCGUUCUGAUCCGAAAGCACAAUUGCACCGGUUCGCUUCGAUAUGAAGCAUCGUCCGACGAGGAAGUACUUCCGUUCGGAUUCGUGGAUGGCACCACAUUUCAGAGGACCGAUCACAAUCGGAACUCUGUAGAAGUUUUGUGGCAAGACAAUAAUUAUGUGGAGAUUGCGAUGCAUUUCAUCCACUCUUCCAUUCAUAUUCGACGGCAGGGGCCUUAUCUGUCGGUGGCAGUGAAAGGCCCGGCGAUGGUGAUGGAGACGGAGGGGGACGUGGCGAAUGAGAUGUGUUGGUCGGGAUGUCGCAAGAGUUCAAUGAUCGCGCCGGAGAGCGCGUUUGAAGCGCCUCGGCAGUUUGCGGAAUGCUAUGCGAGACGGUUUCAUGUUCCGAAAAAAGUAGCAGAAGGUGAAAGACACCCUACCGUAUCUGGCAAUGUUCAAAUCUUACAGACAGAUGCCGAAGCAUCGGGGUCACUGAUACAUUCUACGACGCAUGCGUCUUUGAUCUCAUGCUCACCGGUGACGACUACCUCGUUCAGCUGGCUCGCAGUGCUCAAUCCGAUUUCCGCCGUCUGGCUCCUCAUCAUUCCCAAUCGCAGCUUUUGCGCAAUCGUAUUUCGCUCAAAAACUACACCGUAAUCCCUGCGCUGGACAAAUGCGUUCACUCUGCCGCUUCCGUCAGUAUACCUUCUCCCGCACUUCUUGCCGUCGUUUCCGCUCUGAUACCCAUCAUUUUCUAG
Messenger RNA from Caenorhabditis sp. 36 PRJEB53466, 1349 nucleotides. The record is from the annotation of a GenBank genome assembly. Lineage: Eukaryota; Metazoa; Nematoda; Chromadorea; Rhabditida; Rhabditidae.